GGGGGUGCAGCUAGCAGAACGAUACUUCCCCAAAAGACUAUUCAAAACUUCUUUCACGAAACUCUGAUUUUUGCACACCAAAGAGAACCCUCACAGUCAGUCCCGCCGUCACGAAACCGUCGUUCGUCCACCUCACCGCAGGUCAAUCAGUUACGAAAGACAUAAAAAAACCUGCGGCAAGUAUUAGGCCAAAAUAUUUUCUUAGUGCUUAAGAAUACAGCUUUUCAGUGUUUUCGAAAUGCCUCGAAAGCCAAGAAGGAAGCAACGACCCAAAUCUUGGCCCGUUACAUUCUCCCCUUUUGCCCGCGCUCUUGCUCGUAUGGCCUCCGUUUCUAAGCCAAACCGUCGUUCCAAAUCCAUUGAAUCCUCUGAGAAACCCACCCGUUCCUCUACUAGCAAUGGCUCCAGCAAGCACACUUUGGAAGAGAGACCAGAAGGGUCCGAGUCAUCUGAUGGGGAGUUUGAUGGAGUUGUCCAAGCAGAUUUUGCCUUUUUUGAUCCUAAACCCAACGAUUUCCAUGGAGUUAAGACCUUGCUGCAAACUUACCUUGAUGUCGAAGAAUGGGAUUUGAGUGGCUUUGCAGACUUGAUUUUGGAACAGACUACUGUAGGGACUGUUGUGAAGGUAGAGGAUGAUGAGGACGAAGGAGUUUUCGCUCUUGCUACCGCUCUUAAUUUAUGGAGGUAUAGGGAGCAAAGAUGUAUUAUGAAACUCAAGGAAUUUCUCCUCCUUAAAGCAAGCCAAGAGAAGGGCGUUGGUGAUCAGUUGAGAUUACUUUUGGGGGAACGAGCACAUAAUGUAGGUCUUCUGGUAUCACAACGUGUGGUGAACCUUCCUCCCCAACUUUUACCACAUCUUUAUGAUUCUCUUUUUAAUGAAGUGUCAUGGGCCACAGAAGAUGAGCCAACAGAGGACCUCCGGAAUUCCUUCCAGUUUAAGCAUUAUAUAAUACUUAGUAAAAUUUACAAGCACAAGAAUGCAGAGCAACAGAAAAGAAAACGGAGCGAUGAUAGAGAAGAGGAAAUAGUAUACGUAAAGCCAGAGGAUGAAAUUUUUCACGAGUUAAGUUCGUGGUCCUUCUGUUUUCCUCUACGCACUCAGCAGCCUGCACCUCAUGAGCUGAAGAAUUACAGGUCAAUGGGAUUAAUCAUGACUGUUGAGGCAGACAAAAUUCCAACAUUUCGUCAACAAUUAACAUCUUUAAUAAAUGAAGGCUGAAGGCAACCAGAAGGUGUUUGAGAUGCCAAAUUUUGGGAAAGUUAAACUUUGUGGUCCUCUUUAUUCUACAAUGAUAACUGGCAAAAUAUUGAAAAUACUUGUUCCUCCGUUGUUAGUUUGUUCACUUUUGUGUUUCUCAAUUUUUGGCUAAUGCUAUUGUUAGCGUUGAAAAAGUUACCAAUGAAAUGGAUUUUUUUAUAUUUUUUUUAUAUUUCGGUUACACAAUGAAAUGGAGAUUGAAUAUAUGUUUGUUAAAAAAA
Messenger RNA from Medicago truncatula (barrel medic), 1479 nucleotides. Its product is annotated as protein BCCIP homolog. The transcript is spliced from 10 exons. Lineage: Eukaryota; Viridiplantae; Streptophyta; Magnoliopsida; Fabales; Fabaceae. The record is from RefSeq and is a predicted model, not a curated record. The coding region runs from base 239 to 1219 and encodes 326 amino acids. Gene Ontology annotation, cellular component: nucleus.